Molecule: messenger RNA, 999 nt
Organism: Trichoderma aggressivum f. europaeum
Lineage: Eukaryota; Fungi; Ascomycota; Sordariomycetes; Hypocreales; Hypocreaceae
Exons: 1
Coding region: 1-999 (332 amino acids)
Biological process (GO): protein targeting to membrane; peptidyl-L-cysteine S-palmitoylation
Cellular component (GO): endoplasmic reticulum; Golgi apparatus
Molecular function (GO): protein-cysteine S-palmitoyltransferase activity
Source: RefSeq, a predicted model, not a curated record
AUGACGGUCUCUGAGUACAUGUACCUCCCUGACGUCUGGCCCAGGAUCGGCCUCUUCACAAAAUUCACCGCCGCCAUCGUCGUCAUCCUGCCGUACGUGUUCCUGUAUCUCGCCUGCUCCGCCGAUCCAGGGUACAUCACCCGCGAGAAUCAUGCGUACCACAUGUCUCUCUACCCCUACGACUACGCCCUCUUCCACCCGGGCAACGAAUGCCGCACCUGUCGGUUCCUGAAGCCCGCGCGGUCAAAGCACUGUGAUGUCUGUAAACGCUGCAUCGCAAGGGCCGAUCACCACUGUGUCUUCAUCAACUCGUGCGUGGGCUACGGCAACCACCACUGGUUCCUUCUCCUGCUUUUAUCGACAUGCGUCUUGGCGACCUACGGCGGCUUGCUAGGCCUCUACCUAUUGACGUCGAAGAUAAAAGAAGAGUACCCAUUGUGGACCGUCUGGCCGGGCCAAGAGUUGGAAUUCAGCGAGUAUCUUGCUGUCUGGGGUUGGGGCCUCCACGGCGACAUCCGCGUCGGCGCUGCCACUCUUCUCGCUCUCCUCACCUCUCCCCUAAUAUGGGCUCUCUUCAUCUACACUGUCUUCCUCAUCUACUGCGGAACCACGACCAACGAGUCCAUGAAAUGGACAGACUACAAGGAGGACAUGAGGGACGGCUAUGCCUUUCAACGUCCCUUGGCGCCUAACCGGCCGCGUAACCUGCGGUUGGAGCCACUGUGUCCUCGGUGGCCCUCGUCGCCAGAGCACAUCAUAUUGGCCACCCAAGACGCGCAGCCGCCAAGCAACCAAGGGAAUUACCCAGGCGAGGGCGAGUGGGAGCAUGUAUGGGACCUAAAAACCGUCGACAACUUAUACGACAUGGGAUUGUGGCAUAACCUUGGCGACGUCUUCUUUUCCAACUAUGCAUUUGAUGACGGAACAGGGGAGCCCCCAGCCGAACGUCGACCUCGAGGGCGGAGUUUUUCCAACACCAAGUCUGGAUAUCCUCAAUAA